Molecule: messenger RNA, 4098 nt
Organism: Anolis sagrei ordinatus
Lineage: Eukaryota; Metazoa; Chordata; Lepidosauria; Squamata; Anolidae
Source: RefSeq, a predicted model, not a curated record
UAAGGCCGGAAGUGGAUCUGGGGUGACGUGGAAGCGUCUCGGGCUGAGGAGGAGACGGAGAGAAAGGGAAGAUGCUCACCAAGUUCGAGACCAAGUCCGCCCGCGUCAAAGGGCUGAGCUUCCACCCGAAGAGGCCCUGGAUCCUCACCAGCCUCCAUAAUGGCAUCAUCCAGCUCUGGGACUACCGCAUGUGUACGCUCAUCGACAAGUUUGAUGAACACGACGGCCCCGUCCGAGGCAUUGAUUUCCACAAGCAGCAGCCUCUCUUUGUGUCUGGAGGCGACGAUUACAAAAUCAAGGUCUGGAACUACAAGCUGCGCCGCUGCCUCUUCACCCUCCUGGGUCACCUGGACUACAUCCGCACCACCUUCUUCCAUCAUGAGUACCCCUGGAUCCUGAGCGCCUCCGAUGACCAGACCAUCCGGGUUUGGAACUGGCAGUCCCGCACCUGCGUCUGCGUGCUGACCGGACACAACCAUUACGUGAUGUGCGCCCAGUUCCACCCCUCGGAGGACCUGGUAGUCUCAGCCAGCCUGGACCAGACGGUGCGCGUGUGGGAUAUCUCCGGCCUGAGGAAGAAGAACCUCUCUCCCGGGGCCGUGGAGUCCGACGUCCGAGGCAUCACCGGCGUCGACCUCUUCGGCACCACCGACGCCGUGGUCAAGCACGUCCUGGAGGGCCACGACCGCGGGGUGAACUGGGCGGCCUUCCACCCGACCAUGCCGCUCAUUGUCUCGGGUGCCGACGACCGGCAGGUCAAGAUCUGGAGGAUGAACGAGUCCAAGGCCUGGGAGGUGGACACCUGCCGCGGCCACUACAACAACGUCUCCUGCGCCGUCUUCCACCCGCGCCAGGAGCUGAUCCUCAGCAACUCCGAGGACAAGAGCAUCCGCGUCUGGGACAUGUCCAAGCGCACCGGCGUCCAGACUUUCCGCAGGGACCACGACCGCUUUUGGGUCCUGGCGGCCCACCCCAACCUCAACCUCUUUGCCGCAGGCCACGAUGGGGGCAUGAUCGUCUUCAAGCUGGAGCGUGAGCGGCCGGCCUAUGCCGUCCACAGCAACAUGCUCUACUACGUCAAGGACCGCUUCCUGCGCCAGCUGGACUUCAACAGCUCUAAGGACGUGGCUGUCAUGCAGCUCAGGAGCGGCUCCAAGUUCCCCGUGUUCAACAUGUCCUACAAUCCGGCCGAGAACGCAGUCCUGCUUUGCACGCGAGCCAGCAACUUGGAGAACAGCACCUACGACCUGUACACCAUCCCCAAGGACGCCGAUUCCCAGAAUCCUGAUGCUCCAGAAGGGAAGCGCUCCUCGGGGCUGACGGCCGUCUGGGUGGCGCGCAACCGCUUUGCUGUCCUGGACCGCAUGCAUUCGAUCCUGAUCAAGAACCUGAAGAACGAGAUCACCAAGAAGGUGCAGGUGCCCAACUGCGACGAGAUCUUCUACGCCGGGACCGGGAACCUCCUCCUGCGCGACGCCGACUCCAUCACCCUCUUUGACGUCCAGCAGAAGCGGACGCUGGCCUCGGUCAAGAUCUCCAAGGUGAAGUACGUCAUCUGGUCGGCGGACAUGUCCCACGUGGCCCUCCUGGCCAAGCACGCCAUCAUGAUCUGCAACCGGAAGCUGGAGUCGCUCUGCAACAUCCACGAAAACAUCCGGGUCAAGAGCGGCGCCUGGGACGAGAGCGGCGUCUUCAUCUACACCACCAGCAACCACAUCAAGUACGCCGUCACCACCGGGGACCACGGGAUCAUCCGCACGCUGGACCUGCCCAUCUACGUGACGCGGGUGAAGGGCAACAACGUCUACUGCCUGGACCGGGAGUGCCGCCCCCGCGUCCUCACCAUCGACCCCACCGAGUUCAAGUUCAAGCUCGCCCUCAUCAACCGCAAGUACGAUGAGGUGCUGCACAUGGUGCGCAACGCCAAGCUGGUGGGGCAGUCCAUCAUUGCCUACCUGCAGAAGAAGGGCUACCCAGAGGUGGCGCUCCACUUCGUGAAGGACGAGAAGACGCGCUUCAGCCUGGCCCUCGAGUGCGGGAACAUCGAGAUUGCGCUGGAGGCGGCGAAGGCGCUGGACGACAAGGGCUGCUGGGAGAAGCUGGGGGAGGUGGCGCUGCUGCAGGGCAACCACCAGAUCGUGGAGAUGUGCUACCAGCGCACCAAGAACUUUGACCGGCUCUCCUUCCUCUACCUCAUCACCGGGAACCUGGAGAAGCUGCGCAAGAUGAUGAAGAUCGCCGAAAUCCGGAAGGACAUGAGCGGCCAUUACCAGAACGCCUUGUACCUGGGGGACGUGGCCGAGCGCGUGCGCAUCCUCAAGAACUGCGGGCAGAAGUCCUUGGCCUUCCUCACGGCUGCCACUCACGGCCUGGAAGAGGAAGCCCAGACCCUCAAGGAGACCUUUGACCCGGAAAAGGAAGCGAUCCCGGAGAUCGACCCCGAGGCUCGCCUGCUCCAGCCGCCGGCCCCCAUCAUGCCGCUGGACACCAACUGGCCCCUGCUGACCGUCUCCAAGGGCUUCUUCGAGGGCACCAUCGCCAGCAAAGGCAAAGGAGGAGCCUUGGCCGCAGACAUUGACAUCGACACUGUGGGCACCGAAGGCUGGGGAGAAGACGCCGAGCUGCAGCUGGACGAAGAUGGCUUUGUGGACGCCGGAGAAGGUUUUGGCGAAGAGGCCUCGGCGGGGAAAGGCCCCGAGGAAGGGGGCGGCUGGGAGGUGGAGGAGGACCUGGACCUGCCCCCCGAACUGGACGCGGGCACCGGUCCCGCCGGGGAGGCCGAGGACGGCUUCUUUGUGCCCCCCACCAAAGGCACCAGCCUUGCCCAGGUCUGGUGCAACAACUCCCAGCUGCCCGUGGACCACAUCCUGGCUGGCUCCUUCGAGACCGCCAUGCGGCUGCUGCAUGACCAGGUGGGGGUGGUGUGCUUCGCCCCCUACAAGGCGCUCUUCCUGCAGACCUUCUCCCGCGGGCGCUCCACCUUCCAGGCCCUGCCCAGCCUCCCCGCCCUCUAUGGCUUCCCCAACCGCAACUGGAAGGACCCCGGGCUGAAGGGCUGCGUGCCGGCGGUGGGGCUGAAGCUGUCCGACCUGAUCCAGCGCCUGCAGCUCUGCUACCAGCUGACCACCGCCGGGAAGUUCGAGGAGGCCGUGGAGAAGUUCCGCUCCAUCCUGCUCAGCAUCCCCCUCCUGGUGGUCGACAACAAGCAGGAAGUGGCCGAGGCACAGCAGCUGAUUGCCAUUUGCCGGGAGUACAUUGUGGGCCUCUCCAUGGAGAUUGAGCGGAAGAAGCUGCCCAAAGACACCCUGGAAGAGCAGAAGCGCAUCUGCGAGAUGGCGGCCUACUUCACGCACUCCAACCUGCAGCCGGUCCACAUGAUCCUGGUCCUGCGCACGGCCCUCAACCUCUUUUUCAAGCUCAAGAACUUCAAGACGGCCGCCACCUUUGCCCGGCGCCUCCUGGAGCUGGGGCCCAAGCCAGAGGUGGCUCAGCAGACACGGAAGAUCCUGACGGCCUGCGAGAAGAACCCCUCGGACGCGCACCCGCUCAACUACGACAUGCACAACCCCUUCGACAUCUGUGCCGCCUCCUACCGGCCCAUCUACCGGGGGAAGCCCGUGGAGAAGUGUCCCCUCAGCGGGGCCUGCUACAGCCCUGAGUUCCGUGGCCAGAUCUGCAGAGUUACCACCGUGACGGAGAUCGGGAAGGACGUCGUGGGCUUGAGGAUCAGCCCGCUGCAGUUCCGUUGAGCCCGGAUUGCCUUCCAUUGGGCGCCUCCUGUUUCUUCUUUUCCCUCCACCCUGAUACUCAUUGUAUUCCCCUACUUUUGUAACUCAUUGUAUUCCCGCCCCUUCUGAACCUUGCUCAGCGAGACCUCCACUCCCCCCCGUUUGCCCGCUUCCGUUCCUCUGCCUUCCCACCUCCCUUUCUCGGCUGUCCUUUUGUGGGAACGAAAGAGGGUUUGGGGAGGCUUGGGAGUGUUUCACAGAGGCUGAAAUUGGGGUCGUGUUUCUCGAUAUUCGAUAUAAGAAAGGGAUUAACAGCUUCAUAUUGGCACAUUCCUCAAGGGUUAAUAAAGUGAAACUGCUCAGAAGGAAA